GUACUGGGCACGCUGACAGCGGAAAAGGAUCUGUUUGAAUGUUGGGACGAAAUGGAUGCUUUCAAGCUUGGCCUUGUUAAACCACAGAAAGUGCCGAAACUGCUCAAUCUUCCCCCUGCAGUGUCUGCUCCUGCAGUUUCUAUCCCACUUUCGAAGAUACAAGUCGAAUCGUCAAUCGUCGAAGCGACCAGUAACUGUUUAGUGUCACCAUAUGUUCCCCUGUCUUUACCUGUGGUUGAAUCUCGACGCCAAGGUCCAUUGGAGAAAAUGCCAGUCAUCCCAUUACCGCGUGUGCAGCUUGACCGAUCUCAGCAGAACCAGACUUCGCGUAUUGCCCGAGACAAACAAAUUGCAACGCCCAUGCCGACGGUCAGAACCCCGAAGGUUUCCACCCGUAAACCGGCGAAGGAUCCAUCCAAGCAGCCGAUGGUACCUUCGAAAGAUUCGGUCGAUGAUUUCGUCCUGCGGGCGCUCAACAACGCCAAGGUCGAAGCAUGCAUUUCUAGUGUGGUGGAGGAAACUCACCUGCAUAAGCUGUCGGAGCAGAAGGUGGUCAUCCCUCGGCCUAAAGCCGCGUCCAGUCGAUCCCGGGCGAUCGUUGGUGCAACCACUAAAACACAAGUGUCUUCCUUUAAACCUUUUAAUGAAAGCUAUAUCGUCGCUCAAGGUCCGGGUCCACCCAUAACUGCUGUCAAACUUAAUGUCAAAAAGGCAUUAAGGGCAAGAAUGCGCAGCGCUGCCCAGAAGAAAUGCGAUGCAUCGUCGAUGACCGCCAAUAGAAUACGACCUCCUGCAGUGACCGUACCUACUUCCGAAGCCAGGCGCGGCUCCCUCCCAACUGCAUCAUUGCCGUUGACCAGAGUAUCCAGAGCUGUCAUCGACGAUCAGACACGGGCAGCCACCGAACAGCAGCCACCCGAGUCAUCGUUGCGACCGCCCUUUGCCUUGCCCACCGAUUUACUUGCCGAAAACGAGAAGAAAGUGGCCAAACUGAUCCUGUUCAAAUCCAAGAUGCACGAAACAAAAAAAAUGACCGACACCCAGUCGAUAGCUGACCGACCGACUGGCGAACGUCCGACGAUUUCUCAGCCGAAACUGGGGCCGUUGAAAAUCAAACUUCACCUGAGUCAUGCGAGAGACAAGAAAAAGAAAAAGGACAAGAAAACGGCGAAAUUGCGAGGAGUGCAGAAUUUGUCAAAUCGGGCUGAAUCUUCCAACCAUCCUCUGCUUCAGAAGGCCGCACCGGCCCCCGAAACGGAGCGCAAAGUGCCUAAGUUGAUUCUUAAGUUGCCUACGAAGCUGAAGGACAUAGGUAAAGUGUCUGAAAUGCUUGAAGUGGAAACACCGAAACAAGAUAUAAAAGAGGAUGAAGUUGACGAAAGAGCUGCUGAUCUUCGCGAUGCAACUUCGGCAGCGCCAUCUACUAGUUCUUGCUUUCAGCCAUGGAAUGUUAACCCUGAGGCGAUCGCUCCAUCUCUUGACCAGCCGUUGGAUUUGACUAAGCAUGCCAGCGAGUUGGUGGUUGUCGCUUCGCCCAAAUCUCUGCCAUCACCUCCAUCUAGAUCUCCGGAAAAAUCCCCUGCUGUCAUGGCUGCUGUGAAUUCACCGGUGCCUCCUACUCCAUCACCCCGCAGUUCCACACCGUCCAGCCCUAUACAUGUGGACGUUGUUGUCACAGAGGUAAAAGCUGCUGUGGAGGUUAUGGAAACGCCAACCGGCGAACAAAAAUACGAAGAGUCGCCUCCACGUGCGAAAACGCCCACGUUUCCACUCAUUCCGCCUGUUUCUAGUCCCGUCCGCGAGGAACAGCAUCCAGUGGCACAGCCUUCCGAGGAUCAAGUCCAGCAAGGCGACGAGGAAUUCAAGGACGACGGCGAUUGGCUUUGUCCGGAGUGUUUGAUUGCGUACAAGGAAGGCGUGGACAUGGUCGCUUGCGAUGGAUGCGAUAACUGGUUUCACUGGGACUGCGUUGGUUUGGUCACAGCACCUCCGGAAAACGAAAACUGGUACUGUAAGGAAUGCGUCGAUCUUAAAUGUACUCGGCGUUCGUCCUCGAAGAGCGGUUCGUCAAAAGUUAACGGGCCGAUGUCCAAGCGGAAGAGGCGCUGA
This is a messenger RNA of Soboliphyme baturini, 2109 nucleotides long. Lineage: Eukaryota; Metazoa; Nematoda; Enoplea; Dioctophymatida; Soboliphymatidae. The record is from the annotation of a GenBank genome assembly.